CCCCAGCUAACAGAGGCACCUUAGUCUCUAGUGCAGCACUGCACCUUCUGUCAGCCCAGGGCCACUAGGAGGCAACUGAGGCUCUAAGCAAACAGAGCCUUAACAGAGCUGGACUUGGCAGCAGCUUGCAAAGAGGCGUGACUAUACAAUCCUGAGGAGGAAAAUGCUGUGGGUUGCUAGCAGCUUCAACAGUCUUUUCUUCUCCUCAAAAGGGCCAUUAUUGUUUUGCUGCCUGCCUGCUCAGUUCCCUUUCUGGUUAUGGUCAAAGACAUGUUACUAUCCCACAGCAACUGAGGAUGGACCAGCAGCACUUGCCCGGAGGGGGCAUCCAAGAAGAACCUGACAAGUGCACAUUCUCACCAGCGCAUGGUUGGAUGCAAUGGGACUUGGUGACCACAGGAGCUCUGCCUAAGAGAAGGCUGGGAAAACUGCAGAAGAAAGACCCAGGAUUCCACUGAGAAGCUUCUAAAGGCACUGCACAAUCCUAUACAUGUUUACUAAAAAAUAAACCCCACUGAGUUCAAUGGUGCUUACUGCCCGAACAAUAAAACUGGAUGUUUUCUCAUUUCCAUUGAAGACCAUGUCAGAAAGCACAAAGGAGGGGGGAAUCCUCACCAGACGCACCAACUGAGAACAAGAUGCAGAAGCUCCUCAUAUUCUGGCUCUCACAGCCCCUCUCAGCCUUCAUCAUUUUGGCCAACAUCUUCAUCAUCAUUGGGAUCCUCUUCAACCGGAAACUCCAUGGCACCACCAACUGGUUCUUCUUGAGCCUACUCUUUGCUGAUCUUCUGGCUGGAGUAGCCCUUCCAUAUGUUCCUGAGCUGUCCUUUGAGAAGGACCUGGACUACCACAGUUGCUUCUUCAACCAUGUGGCACCCAACUUCUUUUUCCUCGCUUUCCUAGCCAACUUGCUGGUGGUGCACUAUGCAAAGUAUGUGUGCAUCAUCCACCCAUUGCGCUACCACUGCUCCUGGGUGAAUCGCUGGGCUAGUCUUUACAUACUCCUAGCCUGGACAGCUCCUUUGAUCUUUGCCUGCCUCCCACUAGCUUGGAAUCAGUGGAAGCCCCAUGCCAACUGUUCCUUCAGUUUGGUCUUCCCCAUUCCUUACCUCUACCUGGAGACCUAUGGGUUCCUCAUUCCAGCCAUCCUUGCCAUGACCUUUAUGUGCAUCCAGGUGUUGUGUGUAGCCCGAAGGCAGCUAAAGAACAUUACAAAACUCCUUCAUUCAGUGAACCAAGGACAGGCCCCUUCGGAGCUGGAGCAGCAACUGGAACUGAGAAGCGCUAAGAGCAUUGCCAGCAUGUCCCUUAUCUUCUUGGUCUGCUGGGUGCCAUACAUUGCUUGCUUGAACAUCUCACUGCUAUCUAUAAACCAUAAGGUCGGUCCACUACUUCUCAUUAUUGUCACCUGCAUCGGCACUGGCAGUGCAGCUGCAGUACCCAUCAUCCUCAGUUUCAGCAACCGUCAGUACACACAGUUUUGGAUGGAUAUGGCCACCAAAGUCUGUGGAGGCUGCUGCCAAAGACAAGGGUGCAGGGAAAGGCGAGCCAAACCAAAGGCUAACCUGCCACAGGGACAUCUUUGCCCCACAGAGGCAAACCCAGUUGAGGCACCAGGCGGUCACCUUCCUAGUUCAGAGGCAGCAAAUUGUCUCUAGCAGCAAGAAAAACCAUGACAUGCAUAAAACUAUCUACCAGGAGUGUAAGGCAGAGUUUUGAAAAAGGUCAUGGUAAUAAUCUAUAAGUCGCCCUGUACUUCUUUUGGCCAAAAGAAAAGACUACUUUCCUGCCCCCGUUUGAUUUCCCUGACUGGACUGUGAAUUUCCCAUGGAUAAGUAUUACUUCUAUGUUUGUUGAUCAUUAAUGGAAUCCGACACCCAAUUAUCAGAUUAAUUGGCUUGAUCCACCAGGCGUAUUCCUGGUUUUUUCACAGUAUCUGUACUCAUUGUUGCCCGAUGCAACAGAAUCCCCAACGACUGGGUUUCUGUGGAUGACUUUGGUGCUCAUCAAAGCAGAAUUAGCUCUUUAUGUGGAAACCUUCACAUUUU
This is a messenger RNA of Rhineura floridana, 2048 nucleotides long. RefSeq names its product G protein-coupled bile acid receptor 1 (gene GPBAR1). Lineage: Eukaryota; Metazoa; Chordata; Lepidosauria; Squamata; Rhineuridae. Gene Ontology annotation, cellular component: membrane. Gene Ontology annotation, biological process: G protein-coupled receptor signaling pathway. The record is from RefSeq and is a predicted model, not a curated record. Gene Ontology annotation, molecular function: G protein-coupled receptor activity. The coding region runs from base 639 to 1658 and encodes 339 amino acids. The transcript has 3 exons.